AUGGUUUUGGAUCGCAAUUGGAUUAGAACAUGGAAUCUACUAGACAACUUCCUUCGAUAUGACAAUUCAAAAAAAAUAGAGAGGCUUAAUACCAAAUGGUCAACACCUACCCCCCCUUGGCUCAAACUUAAUUUUGAUGGUGCAGCUCGCAAUGGUUUUGCGACAGGAGGUGGAAUUAUCAGGGACAUCAUGGGCAACUUGGUUCUGGCCUAUGCGGGAAAUUUUGACUUUGUCUCGAGUAACAUGGCUAAAGCUCUUGCUCUUUUAUGGGGGCUUAAGUUGGCUCUCGGUAUCAAUGCUAAAAGAUUAAUCAUUGAAGGGGACUCUAAGCUGAUUAUUGAGGCAGCUAAAGGAGUUUCAGGGGUUAGCUGGAUGAUCAACAACGUCAUCAAGGACAUCUGGUCCAUGAUAGUCUAG
Messenger RNA from Cryptomeria japonica (Japanese cedar), 417 nucleotides. RefSeq lists its product as uncharacterized. Gene Ontology annotation, molecular function: nucleic acid binding; RNA-DNA hybrid ribonuclease activity. Lineage: Eukaryota; Viridiplantae; Streptophyta; Pinopsida; Cupressales; Cupressaceae. The transcript has a single exon. Bases 1 to 417 code for a protein of 138 amino acids. The record is from RefSeq and is a predicted model, not a curated record.